AGGGCCCGCAAAUUAUUAUUAAUACGCUCUGUGCGGCGACCCUCCGCGCAUUUUCCAACUUGAUAUGAAGUUCAAAAUAUGCGUUUAUUUCGGUUUAUUUGCGUGCAUGUGUUAAGCUCGCUACAUAGCUGCGGCAUUCAACAAGAAUUUCCAGCCGAGAUUUUAUCCUGAGCACAAGAUUACACAGGGGAUGAGCGAAGGGAUUGUGUUACUGUGACUAUUUGAUCGACGUCACUUAAUGAGUAUCGCCGGUGGGGAGGGUCGGACAUCAGCUAUAAAGGGGAACCGUGAGUCCGGCAUCGGGCCUCUGAGCUCCACGCUUUUGUGUCAAAUUAGUGCUCAUCGUCGCCACAGCAGCCAUGGUUUCAAACAGGUUUCUAUUAUUGCUUUGCCUUGCUGUCAUCCUGAGCUACGCUUCAGCAUGGCAGGAAUACGAUCGAGGCAGGAGAGAAAGCAAACCAUGGAAGGGAAAUGUGGAAAAGAAUAUUAAUUCAAAGAAUCGCGUGCCUCUACGUGAAAAGCAAAGAAAUGCCUACAACAAUGACGAAGAAAACUACAGAAGAUACCACCAUGCAGGUGACUGGUCGAACCAGCACACGCCAGCGCCGCAGAGUGGCGGUAACUACUGCGACCAGUACGCGCACGACCCUUACAAGCACGCCAAGUGUGUGGCGCAGCGCGCGCCCCGGCAGCCGGCCAACGACCCUCGGUGCCAGCGUUACGUGUACGAGGAGCCGCAGAAAUUAGCCCUGUGCGAACAGCGGGCCCAGGGAUCAGCAACCCAGUUCCCCCACUGCCAGCAUCACGAGUACGACCCCUACAAGCUGGCAAAGUGCGAACGCAAGGCUCAACAGGCCCAGGGCGCCUUCCACGGCCAGACCCUGAAGGCCCCGCAGUGCAGCCGCUACCUUAACGACCUCUAUAAGCUGAGCCAGUGUGAGGACCGCGCCCAGGGAGGAGCAACUCAGGUGCCACAAUGCCAGCAAUUUUCGUAUGACCCUUACAAGUUGAGCAAGUGCGAACGUAAGGCCGAGUUCUGGAAUGAAUUCAAGUUUGACCCCGCGCUGACCACCAGCACCAAUCCGGCCUGCCAGCAGUACGCCUAUGAUCCAUACAAAAUGCAAAAAUGUGAUUACAAACUGGCCAAGAUGAUGGCCGGUCAAGUUGAUUACUCGUAAUAGUAUAGAUACGAGUACAUAUAUUAUGUCUUGUUGUUUGUGUCCUUAAAAUAGUCAUAUUAUUGCAGUGUUACUUUAAACUGUUUCAGCCAUGUUUACAAAAAUCUCAUAUGAAAUAAAAGUCUGUCAUUUAUUA
Molecule: messenger RNA, 1314 nt
Organism: Cloeon dipterum
Lineage: Eukaryota; Metazoa; Arthropoda; Insecta; Ephemeroptera; Baetidae
Exons: 7
Coding region: 360-1178 (272 amino acids)
Source: RefSeq, a predicted model, not a curated record